Cladophialophora carrionii CBS 160.54 is the source of this 1077-nucleotide messenger RNA. RefSeq lists its product as uncharacterized. The transcript has a single exon. The record is from RefSeq and is a predicted model, not a curated record. The coding region runs from base 1 to 1077 and encodes 358 amino acids. NCBI's taxonomy places the organism in Eukaryota, Fungi, Ascomycota, Eurotiomycetes, Chaetothyriales, Herpotrichiellaceae.
AUGGACUCCUUCUCCGGCAUACCGACUCGGAACAAAAACACUGCUCCUCAAUCAGAUCCCACAGAGCCGAGCACGAGUUUCACUCUUCCAAUCAUCGGUGUCACCAGCAAUGAGCGCGUGCCAGAUGUCAGCAUCCAAGAAACAGCGACGGCGACAGCAAGCGCAAUGGAAGUAGAAGCCGAAACACCACCAACAAACGCAGCACCUGCUGCUAGCACAUCAGCGACAGCGACUACACCAGGAACCUCGCAGUUGAUCAUGACACGUAUAGUACAGGGCCAGUCCGUGACAGACGAGUACUUCUUUCUGGCAGCCGAGUGCAGAUCGAUGAAAAUCCUCUUCAACCUGUUGCAGAAACACCUAAAGUCCACGCACCCAAAGACCUGGGGUGCUCUCAAAGGAAAAUUACCUCCGGAUGGGCGGCCCAGCAAGUUCCUCCUCCAGAAGACCCGCGGAAAGGGCAACCAGAAAUUCAUCCAGUCAGAUUGGAUCAGACCAGGCACCUACUCGAACUGGUACAACAAUGAAAUCAACCAUGGCGACCGAAAGAUUCCCUACCGCAAGGUGGAAAUCCACUUCUCCGAGUCCCAUCUUGAAGAAUACAUCGGCCCAAUUUCCGGCCUUACCGAGGAGGACUUGGAGGAAGCACGCGAGCGAAAGGCCGUCCCGCUGGUCAAGCGACCUUACAAGCGCAUCGCCUACGUCAUAGAGCAGAAGCGCCUGGAUGGCAUUCGUGACCAGGAGAUCGCCGACAGCAUGGCCAUGGGCGCGGCGGCCACUCCAGAGCCAAGACGCUACUUGCCAACGACGGCGAAGUGGGCUUGCAGCUCGUUGGCGUGGUUUUCGACCUUGAAAUCCGCCGACUACAUCGCCGUGGAUUGGGAGGAUGGAGACGAGGAGGACGAGGAGGACGAGGAGAGUAAGGAGGAGGAGGAUGAUGAGCCCGAGGUCGACACCAGGGAGUAUUGGGACGGGGAUGCGUGGGACGAUAAGAUGGAGGUCGACGAGGACAAGGGCAAGGGCAAGGCCCAGAGAUACGACAAUGAGUACGACGACGACGACGCCAUGGAAUUCUAG